UGCUAUGGUGUUGAAAAGUAUCAUAGCUGGAAAAGGCCGAGUGGAUCGUGGGUUUCCAGAGCGGCUGCUGCCAACUCCAGUCAUUGAAAAUAGUGGAGACCAUGUCGGCCGAGUAUAAUCCGCAGGAAGGGAAGCCGGGUCACAGUGGCGAGGAUCCGUCUGAGGACCAACUUUACUCCGGCUCAAUGCUUCGCUCCAUCUCGGAGCUCCGGCUCCGAGCGCUGAAGCACAGCCCAGCCUGGCCACUGGGCUUGGAGAAUGAAUUCCUUCUCAAAUUCCUCAGAGCCCGGGACUUCGACAUCGAGCUGGCGCUGAAGCUACUGUCAAAUUACCAUAAAUGGAGAGCCGAAUGCCCUGAGAUAAGUGCAGAUCUGAGGCCUGUAACAGUCAUGGGUCUCCUAAAGGCUGGUUACCAUGGGGUUUUGAGGUCUCGUGAUUCCAGUGGAAGCAGGGUUUUGAUAUAUAGAAUUGGGCACUGGGACCCCAAGCAUUUUUCAGCCUAUGAAGUAUUUCGUGUCAGUCUCAUUACAUCAGAACUAAUUGUGAAGGAGGUGAAAACCCAGUUAAAUGGUGUGAAGGUUAUCUUUGAUCUUUGUGGCUGGCGAUUUGCUCAUGCUUUGAAGAUCAGUCCAACAAUUGCCAAAAAAAUUGCAUCUGUGCUUGUAGACUCCUUUCCACUGAAGGUCCGAGGUAUCCACAUGAUCAAUGAGCCCGUACUGUUUGAUUCCGUCUUUGCCAUAAUUAGACCAUUCCUGUCUGAAAAAGUCAAAGAGCGUAUUCACAUGCAUGGAAACAGUUACCAGUACAGCCUUUUCAAAUACUUCCCAGUUCAGAUUCUUCCACCUGAAUACGGUGGCGAAGGACCUGCUUAUGAGGAACUCUGUGAAGAAUGGACCAAAUUUGUGCAGCAGUCUGAGAAAGAUCUUCUUGAACUUUCACUUGUUACUUGA
Messenger RNA from Carcharodon carcharias (great white shark), 950 nucleotides. RefSeq names its product tocopherol (alpha) transfer protein (gene ttpa). The coding region runs from base 102 to 950 and encodes 282 amino acids. Gene Ontology annotation, cellular component: membrane. The record is from RefSeq and is a predicted model, not a curated record. Gene Ontology annotation, molecular function: phosphatidylinositol bisphosphate binding. Lineage: Eukaryota; Metazoa; Chordata; Chondrichthyes; Lamniformes; Lamnidae. The transcript is spliced from 5 exons.